AUGUCCAUGCCUUCUAUUCUCUUACCCUUCCCCAGAGACCUGGCUGAAUGUGCUCGCCAGCGGAGGAAGCGAAUGGCCUCAUAUGCCCAUGGCCCAGGCCAGACAUAUCACCGCUCCCAGCAGCAACAGCAUCAUCAGCCUAGUUGGUCUCUUAACGACCUGAGUACUGAGCUCUUGGCCUUGAUAUUCGAGCAGCUCCGAGAUAUCGAUACUCAAUAUGUCUCUACCGCUCGGCUUCUCUGUCAACGUUUCAACCAAAUAGCAAUCCCCAUCACCUACAAGACACUGGUCUUGACAGAGAAAAUAGUCGCCCAGGAUGCAGGGCAGCUAUUCCCUCAAGCUCUCGAGUAUAUUAGUGCUCACACACACCAUGUGAUUGCCAGAAGCGACCUGGACCCAGCUGGGAUCAGGAGGAUCCUGGAGAGAAUACGGAAACUUUCUUCCGUAAGAUGGCGAUAUGUGGACAGAGAAGUCCGCUCAGGACGGUUCUGGCUGCCAUCUGACAUACUAAACGCAGAGCAGACUCGUUACAACCGCACUAGGCUAUAUGUCGAGGAGCUACCGCUGCGAGACUUUGAGGGCGAGAUGCGCAACACCUAUCUUCGUGCCAUACCCAUCGAGCUUCUCGUGUCGUUGAAGAUGGCCCAUCCCGCGCCGCCUUUGGUCACUCGGUUGAACUCUCUUAAGAAUCUCCUCCUCUCCGCUCGCCGGCUGGAGAUACUGCACUUCGAGGAUCGGGGCCAGGGCACACAGUUCGACUUUGCGCCCCACGAGCGUCUCCCAGCCCUGCGCGAGCUCACCCUUCGCUCCUACGACUGGAGGCACAGCGCUGAGGAGGUGGCGCGGCACUGGGACUUCUCGCGGAUCACCUCGCUGGAGCUCAUCUCGAUGCCCGUGUUCAACUUCCUCAACUCGGUCAACUUCUACGAGCUCGCGAAUCUCCAGACCCUCCACUGCGAGGACUUCAGUGCGCACCUUCCAGACCGGCGCAUCGAGGCCACGAGGCGGCUCCAUUUGCUUGUCAAGUCGUACAUUCGUGCCUUGUCGACCUUGCAGAUUACGGUGCACACAUACCACUUCCCAGUGGACGCUCUGCUGUCACACGCUCACUCGCUGACGACGCUGCGACUGCGCGACCACACGGGCUUCGGCGAGGAGGACCGGCGGUGCCCGACCAUGUACCACGAGGACCUGUGGCUACUGGCGCAGCACAUGCGCCAGGUGCAGAUCCUGGAGCUGGACAUGGACGUGGUGCACACGGACCCGCCGCAGUUCCUGCGGGCGGCGUGCGCUUUUCCAUCGCUGCACACGCUGACGCUGCACGUGCAGACGGUCCUGCACCCCUUCGAGGUCGUGCACCCGGGCAUGGACCGCGACCGCGACGCCGCCAUGCGCACGCUGCAAUUCCUCGUGCGCCACAAGGCGGGGCCCGUCCCCUGGCGCUCCAUCACCAUCAACGUCGGCGGCUGGAAGAAGGUCAUGGUCCGCCGCCUCAGCGAGCCCUGGCGCCGCCAGAACGAGCGCGGCGUCUUUGCCGAGCGGUGCUUCGUCCUCGAGCGCAGCCCUGCCACCGGCGAGAUGAGCGUCCGCGAGGAGGUCGCCGUCGAAGCGAGCCGGCAGGCCACGCCUGAAGAGGAGGAUGAGGAAGAGGAAGACAUGGACGAGGACGAGGACGAGGACGAGGAGAUGUCCGACGACAACGAUAAUUAA
This is a messenger RNA of Diaporthe amygdali, 1710 nucleotides long. Its product is annotated as F-box domain-containing protein. The coding region runs from base 1 to 1710 and encodes 569 amino acids. The record is from RefSeq and is a predicted model, not a curated record. Lineage: Eukaryota; Fungi; Ascomycota; Sordariomycetes; Diaporthales; Diaporthaceae. The transcript has 3 exons.